Symsagittifera roscoffensis is the source of this 1700-nucleotide messenger RNA. Its product is annotated as glutamine synthetase-like. Gene Ontology annotation, molecular function: glutamine synthetase activity. Bases 116 to 1414 code for a protein of 432 amino acids. The record is from RefSeq and is a predicted model, not a curated record. Lineage: Eukaryota; Metazoa; Xenacoelomorpha; Acoela; Convolutidae. Gene Ontology annotation, cellular component: cytoplasm; membrane. The transcript is spliced from 3 exons.
UGUGGUAUGUCUAUUUCUUCAUGUGCAACACUGAAACGAUGAGCACGUGGUGUAAUGCACAGAUGGUUUUUGCAUUGGCUACAAAAUAAUUGAUUCGUUGUGCCUGAGAAACAUCAUGAAUAAAUUAGAAAAGUACCAAGAUUUUGACUUCAUCAAGUUUACCUGGUUUGAUACGAACGGAGCUGCACGGUGUAGAGUUAUAACCAGACGUGCCUUGGAAUGGAUUUUGGAAACUGGAAUUGGAAUAACUGCCGUUUUUGCCAAAUUUGGCGUCAAUUCUACGAGUUGCAAGUUCUCUAAAAUGGAUGAAGGUGAGAAAUCAGGAUCUCCAAGUGUAUUUUUAACUCCAGUUUUUGAAACUUUUCAUGCAUGCCCUUGGUCGGGAAACGGAAAACACAAAGUAGCUGAAUUCAUAUGCCAGAUCCAUGAGCAAAAAAUCGGAGACGAGUUCUGCUAUUACGACACGAGACAAAUAUGCGUGAAGUUAUUGGACCAAUUACAAAGUGAGUUUGGAUUGAAGUUGUAUUCAAGUUUCGAGUAUGAGUUUCUGGCAAUGAAGGGUGGUCAGCUGUUGGGCAAUGCAGGUCAUUCUUGUUCUUCUGUGAUCCUAAAAAACACAGAGGACUUAUGCUAUGAGAUAUCGAGUCGUCUAUCUGCUGCGGACAUUGCAGUCGAGGCCAUUAACACAGAAGCUGGGGAUGGUCAGCUAGAAAUUACCAUGGAACCCACAGUCGGAAUUCAGUCAGCAGAUAAUGCAUGUUUAUACAAAGACUGUGUCAAAAGCACGGCAGUCGAUUUAGGAUACACUGCAACUUUCAUGUGCAGUCCGUUUCCAAAAUUACACAACGGAGGUCAUUUCAACUUUUCGCUUCAGAAAGAUGGCAAAAACGUAUUCACUGACAACUCCGAUGAAUUAGGCUUGUCUCAGUUGGGUAAAUUUUGGCUCAAUGGGAUACUGAAACACGCUCGUGCGAUUGCUCCUCUCUUGAACCCAAAUAACAACAGUUAUCUUAGGUUGUACCCGGAGGUUUCUUCAGAUGGAAAAAAGAUAAAUUAUGGAAAAGGGAAGAGACACAUUAUGAUACGAGUGAAGAGAACUAAGAACUAUGAGACCUACAUGGAGUUCAGGUCUCCAGGAGCAUCUGCAAAUGCUUAUCUUGUUUUAUCAGCAGUUCUUGCUGCAGGGAUGGAUGGAAUGCGACAAAAAAAUUUGCUACCUGAAGUUAGUACGGUUGGAACAGAUGAGCUGCCACGAACAUUGAGAGAGGCAGUUUUGGCGCUGGAACAAGAUGACGUAAUCAAAUCUGCCCUCGGAAAUGACUUCGUGGAGCUGUUUCUAGCUAUCAAACGACAGAAAGACAUGCCCAUAACAGACCCAGAUGAACAAUUUCGAAUCUAUUCCCAGUUGCUAUGAAGUUCUCAUCAAUAGCAAAAUUUUGUAUAUUUAUUCUAAAUAUUCAUUAAACUUCAAUUUUCCAUUGCACAAAAAAUUAUUAUCGUGAAACUUUGAUUAAAAACUCCAUAUCACAAUAUUAGCUUGAAUAUUACGCACAUCCAGUUUCGAGAUUUUAGUAACAGUCAUUCUAAAAUUGAGAAACAAUAUUUUAAUCAUUUAAUAAUCCGUGAUAAUCCUUCUUUCGUGGGAGAAAAUUAUAAUCAAUAAUAAAACAUUUUAAGCGAUCAUAAUUGAUUAUAAUAAU